AUGCCUUCGCAAUGGCACCGACUACACUUGUCCCAAAAGGGUCUGCCUCCUUUGGUAUUCCAGUAUACUUGGACCCGAGAAGGCUAUCAGGUUCAUCUUACAGACCUGACUUACAUCUGGUCAGAGGAGCUGCCCCGUAAUGCCAUCAUCAAGAGAGCAGAAGAAGAUGCCACAACGAUCGAUCCCGGAGAGGAUCCAGAACAACUCGAUGUACUAUUGGAGAAGAUUGGAGAGGCUCUACACAAGGGCAAAGAAGGUGCAAUCCUAAGCAGUGGAACGCAGAAUGACUCUAUUGAAAUUACAACAACUACCAAGUUACCCGCUCCAUUGAAGCCUCUCAAGUGGUCUUUGAAGUUGUCAAAGGAGCCUGUGUCAUCCUUGACGAAAAACUUAUUACUACCACUUCUGAAAGAGGAAGCCGAAUGGGAGUCGCGUCAACGGACCCUCCUGGACCAAAUCAAACACAAAGACUACGUCCUUGGCAAGUUGUUUGAUAAAUUGGAAACAAGUGGCGUUGACCUAGGAACUGUGUUUCCUGGUGCCGCCGGAUCACGCACGUCUCGCAAGGGCGUUACGCGGUCCGAAGCUGCUAGAUUUGUGAAGGGCAUUGCGCCGUUCGAGGAACAGGAAUGGCUUGAUGCCGGUGAUGGGGCCGGACUGGCGACCAAUCUCCUCAAGGAGAUCUCGGAGUCUGAUGAUGGGGUCGACACCAUCUCCUCAAAAGGUGAAUGGUGGCGACAACUAGGGAGGCAUCAUACUAGUGACAGAGACGCUUCGCCAAGCGAAGAGCCAAUUGAAGACAGGGGAAAGAAGCUUGAAACUAAGGAUAUUGACAUGGACGCGGAAUCAACGGCAAGCAGCGAUGUGGACGAGUUUCAGCGACAAGAAACACCUCCCAGGCUCAAGUCUCGAAAUGAAAAAUCACCCCCAAAAGCCAGAAAAAAGAGCCCUACUCCUCCAGCUUUGCCUGCAGAAGAUGAUGAAGCCACAGCAUCAGACACUGACGAUGAGCCUGCACCGGCACCGGUCCGACAAAAACCAAGGCUCAAGUCUCGAAAUGAAAAAUCACCCCCAAAAGCCCAAAAAAAGAGCCCUACUCCUCCGGCUGUGCCUGCAGAAGAAGAUGAAGCCACAGCAUCAGACACUGAUGAUGAGCCUGCACCGGCACAUGCCAGAAAAAAGAGCCCUACUCGCGCUUUACCUGCAGAAGACGAUGAAGCCACAGCAUCAGACAGUAUUGAUGAGCCUGUACCGGCACACGUCAGAAAAAAGAGCCCUACUCCGGCUGUGCCCGCAGAAGAAGAUGAAGCCACAGCAUCAGGCACUGACGAUGAGCCUGCACCGGUACUGGUGCGACAAAAACAAACUACCGUCUCAAGGUCACCAGAGCCACAACCUAGAGAGGCACCAACCAAGCCGAAGGGCGGACUAGGCAAAAUUGGCGGCAAAUCCAAGAAGCCAGAGCCCCAGCCCCAGCCCCGGCCCUCUCCUUCUCCCGCGUCUUCUCCUCCCCCCGUCUCCCCCGCAAGCAAAAGAAGCGCCAAAAAGACCCAAGGGUGGACUGGCUUAGGCAGGAUAGGCGGCAAGAAAAAGCAACCCUCACCUUCCCCAGAGCCCACCUCCCCAGAACCCCAAGAACUACCAGAAGAAAGAGCCUCUGCGCCCCAAUCCCCAGCACCAGCUAAAACCAAACGUCCGGGGAAACUAGGCAUGAUAGGCGGCAAAGCCAAAGCCAAAACCCAAGCCCCCGAACUGGCCCGUGACGAGUCUCCGCCGCCUCCGGCGGCGUCACCAGAGAAACCUUCUGCGCCCAGCAGGCCCGUUCGAGAAAAGUCCCCUUUACCUAAGGCGGAGAAAGCCCGGUCGGCCACGCCUGUGGAGCCGGAAACUGAGGACCAGCGGGCUGAUCGGAAGCGCGAGGAGUUGAAGCGGGCGCUUGAAGCUAAAGGGAAAGCUCCUGCGAAGAAGAAGAGGAGGUUUUAG
Penicillium bovifimosum is the source of this 1983-nucleotide messenger RNA. RefSeq lists its product as uncharacterized. Gene Ontology annotation, biological process: double-strand break repair via nonhomologous end joining. Gene Ontology annotation, molecular function: DNA end binding. The transcript has 3 exons. Gene Ontology annotation, cellular component: DNA ligase IV complex; nucleus. The record is from RefSeq and is a predicted model, not a curated record. The coding region runs from base 1 to 1983 and encodes 660 amino acids. Lineage: Eukaryota; Fungi; Ascomycota; Eurotiomycetes; Eurotiales; Aspergillaceae.